Molecule: messenger RNA, 1758 nt
Organism: Penicillium mononematosum
Lineage: Eukaryota; Fungi; Ascomycota; Eurotiomycetes; Eurotiales; Aspergillaceae
Product: alpha-keto acid decarboxylase family protein
Exons: 9
Coding region: 1-1758 (585 amino acids)
Molecular function (GO): thiamine pyrophosphate binding; carboxy-lyase activity; magnesium ion binding
Source: RefSeq, a predicted model, not a curated record
AUGGGUUCGAUCACACAUGAAGCAUCGUCAGAUGCCACGGUCCAAACCAUCCCUCUUGGGUUAUACUUGUGGACUCGAAUUCGCCAGCAAGGUACGCAAAGUAUUAUGGGGGUUCCCGGCGACAUGAAUCUGGAACUUUUGGACUACAUCAAAUCCGUCCCAGAGCUGAAAUGGAUUGGCAACACGAACGAACUGAAUGCAGCAUACGCUGCUGAUGGGUACGCUCGUACCAAAGGCUGCCCAGGCGCCAUCACAACGACCAUGGGUGUAGGCGAGAUGAGUGCCCUUAAUGGCAUAGCAGGUGCCUACACGGAACAAGUAAAAGUGAUUCACGUGGUGGGAACCACUGGCACUGAACUCCAACAAAAACGAGCAAUGAUCCAUCACUGUCUGGGAUCAAAUCCUGACCAUAGAGUAUUUGACAAUAUCUCCAGCCACGUCAGGUGUGCGCACGCAUGGAUUGAUAACCAGGAUACUGCAGCAGCUGAAAUAGAUCGAGUGAUUCGGGAAUGCUGGCUGAAAUCCAUGCCUGUGUACAUAUUUGUGCCGAUGGACUUUGUACACAUUCAUGUGCCUGCUCGCCAUCUAGAGCAGAGUAUCGAUCUAUCAUAUCCCGUAAAUUUGGCAAACGAAGCCCGAGCUGUUCAAGAAAUCGUGAAUGCGGUCACCUGUGCCGAGAAACCACUUGUCCUCGUUGACGGCUUGACCUCACGGCACGCCGCGAGCAAACAGGCGAAAGAGUUGGUAAAUCUUCUCAAUCUCCCUGUCUUUACCGCUCCAAUGGGCAAAGGUAUCAUUGAUGAGACUCUGCCAGUCUGGUGUGGUAUUUACGCCGGAGAGGUCUCUUUGCCUGGUAUCAAGCAGUACGUAGAACAAAGCGACUGCAUCAUCAACCUUGGUCCUUUCCUCUCCGACAGCAAUACCGGAGGUCACACAAGACAGAUCUUUGAUCACCAAGCUAUUAUGCUUGAACCAGAUAGUUGCACGGUUAUGGGCCAGAAGUUCGACCAAGUUUAUCUCCGACCCCUGUUGACGCAGCUGCUGUCUGCUUUCAAGAAAGUGGAUAUCCCCUCCGUUGAACGGCCAGCCUUUCCAUGCGAGGAACCAUCGGCGGACGCUGCUUUUCCUGAGAUCACGCAAUCGUGGAUCUGGAAGCGAUUUGGACAAUUCACCAGACCAGGAGAUAUUGUGAUCGUUGAAUCCGGCACUGCUCAAUUCGGCUUUCCCGACGCGGUCUUGCGAAACGAUAUCAAGUACAUUACCCAAGUCUACUUUGGUAGUAUAGGCUAUUCUGUUGGUUCGUGUUUGGGUGCGGCCUUGGCGCAAUCUGAGAUACAGGCCCAAGGUGGCAUGCCGAAUGGACGCACAAUUCUGAUUGUGGGUGAUGGAAGCUUGCAGCUAACUGUCCAGGAGAUAGCAACUAUGCUCCGCCACCAGCUAUCACCAUUGCUAUUUAUUAUAAACAACAAUGGUUUUGCCAUAGAGCGAGCUAUCCACGGACCAGAGGAAGAAUACAACAAUAUUUCCCCGUGGCGUCACCAGCUACUGCUUGAAACCUUCGGCGCCAGGAACGGUCGAGCCAACAGCCGAGAGGUUAAGACCAAAAAAGAAAUGGAGAUGGUGCUUGAUUCAGAGGAUUAUACAAAACCCAGGGAAAUUCAGUUGCUUGAGGUUUUCAUGGCAACAUACGAUUACCCCUGGCGUCUUACGAAACAGAUAGGUCUGAUUAAUGCUCGCGUCGCCGCAAAGAAGAUAUAG